Molecule: messenger RNA, 589 nt
Organism: Lepus europaeus (European hare)
Lineage: Eukaryota; Metazoa; Chordata; Mammalia; Lagomorpha; Leporidae
Product: actin, muscle
Exons: 1
Coding region: 1-402 (133 amino acids)
Source: RefSeq, a predicted model, not a curated record
AUGGCCACAGCCGCGUCCUCCUCCUCCCUGGAGAAGAGCUACGAGCUGCCCGACGGCCAGGUCAUCACCAUUGGCAACGAGCGCUUCCGCUGCCCCGAGGCGCUGUUCCAACCCUCCUUCCUGGGCAUGGAGUCGUGCGGCAUCCACGAGACCACCUUCAACUCGAUCAUGAAGUGCGACGUGGACAUCCGCAAGGACCUGUACGCCAACACGGUGCUGUCGGGCGGCACCACCAUGUACCCCGGCAUCGCCGACCGCAUGCAGAAGGAGAUCACGGCCCUGGCGCCCAGCACCAUGAAGAUCAAGAUCAUCGCUCCCCCCGAGCGCAAGUACUCGGUGUGGAUCGGCGGCUCCAUCCUGGCCUCGCUGUCCACCUUCCAGCAAAUGUGGAUCAGCAAGUAGGAGUACGACGAGUCUGGCCCCUCCAUCGUGCACCGCAAGUGUUUCUAGGCGGACUGUUAGCCGCAGUGGCGGGACACCCUCUCUCGACGAAACCUAACGCGCAGAAAACGAGACGAGAUUGGCAUGGCUUUAUUCGUUUUUUUUUUUCUUUUUUUGGUUUGUUUUUUUGUUUUGGCGCUUUUGACUC